UCCGGGAAAUCCCACUAUGGGUCCCCUCCUCCUUCCCGAGACGACACACCUCUACCAGCUCGAGUUAUUAUAAACCAUCGCACAGCAUUCAUACAGGCGUCUUAAACUGAUGGAUCCAACCUCGGACUGGCAGCUUUAAAGACGCAUUCUUCUGAAACUAGUUUGUGAGGAGUACCAGUGGGAAGAAACAUGGACGCUGAUCAUCUGCUCGGUGCCUCAAUCAUCAGGAUCCCACCUCACCACUACAUCCAUGUGUUGGAUCAGAACACCAACAUUGCACGGGUGGAGCUCGGCCCUCUCACCUAUAUACGCCAGGACAAUGAGAGGGUUCUGUUUGCCCCUGUCCGCAUGAUCAUGGUGCCACCCAGGCACUAUUGUGUUGUGCUCAACCCUGUUGCCCGUAAUGACGAAGGCCAAGUUCAGUUUGAUGCAUCAGGUCAAGCUAAGCUCAGACAUGCUGACCUGGAGAUCCGCCUGACCCAGGACCCGUUCCCCCUCUACCCUGGUGAAGAGAUUCAGAAGGAUGUGACGCCACUGCAGAUUGUGUAUCCGGACACAGCCCUGCGUCUGCAGGCCCUGCUGGACUUUGAAGAGGAGGGAGGAGAGAAGAGGAUAGCAGGAGACGAGUGGCUGUUUGAGGGACCAGGGACGUACAUUCCCAGGAAGGAGAUGGCGGUACUUGAAGUCAUAAAGGCCACGGUGAUCAGAGAGAAUCAGGCCAUUCGCCUCCGAGCGCGCAAAGAGGGCCUAGACCGCAGUGGAGUCCGCAGAGUUACUGGUGAGGAAUGGCAGGUCAGUAAGGUGGGAGCUUAUCUGCCUGGAGCUCACGAAGAGGUGGUGGAUAUCGUCAAUGCUUUCAUCCUCACAGACAAGAAAGCUUUGCAUGUGCGCGCUAUCCGUCCGUUCCGUGACGCCGGGGGCCAAGAGCGGCGCACCGGAGAAGAGUGGCUGGUGACCGUGUCAGACAGAGAGGCUCACAUUCCCUCUGUGGCCGAGGAGGUUAUCGGGGUGGUGGACGUAACGACUCUGAACAGCAGGCAGUACUGCGUGAUUAUGGACCCCGUGGGGGCUGAUGGGAAACCUCAGCUCGGACAGAAGAGAGUGGUGAAGGGUGAGCGUUCGUUCUUCCUCCGGCCAGGAGAGCAUUUGGAGAACGGCAUUCAGGAUGUGUACGUGCUGUCAGAGGAGGAGGGGCUCGUGCUGCGUGCUGUCGAAGCCUUCAUUGACACUGAAGGGCAGGAAGAGGUAGAUGAAGAAGAAGAAGAAGAGGAAAGCCGAGCCAAAAAGAGGGGAGUACAGCGGCGUCCAGGUGACCGUUGGAUGCUGCGCGGCCCAAUCGAAUACGUGCCGCCCGCCAACGUAGAGGUGUUGCUUAGACGAGAUGCUAUCCCGCUGGAUGAGAAUGAGGGCAUUUACGUCCGUGACAUCAAAACUGGAAAGGUGCGUGCUGUGAUUGGCCAGACCUACAUGCUAACGCAUGAUGAGGAACUGUGGGAGAAAGAGCUUCCAGCCAAUGUGGAGACUCUUCUGUCUCAAUCCCUUGACCCGCUAGCUGACCGCUCGGAGCGAGGAAGAAACUUUGCAACUGUGCAAGCUGAUAGAGAUAAAACCAGAGUGGUGUCCUAUCGUGUCCCACACAAUGCGGCCUUGCAGGUGUACGACUACAGAGAGAAGAAGGCCAGGGUGGUGUUUGGCCCUGAAAUGGUGAUGCUGGGUCCUGAUGAGCAGUUUACAGUUCUUUCCCUUUCCGGGGAGAAACCCAAACGUCCUAAUGUCAUCAAAACCAUUUGUCUCCUGCUUGGCCCAGACUUUUGCACGGACAUCAUCACCAUCGAGACGGCCGAUCACGCUCGCUUGCAGCUGCAGCUCUCUUACAACUGGCACUUUGAUAUCAAACAGUCCACUGAAGCGGCCAAAGCUACGGCUCUGUUCUCUGUGCCAGACUUUGUGGGUGACGCGUGCAAAGCCAUCGCUUCCAGAAUCAGAGGAGCGGUUGCCUCAGUGCAGUUUGAUGAUUUCCACAAGAACUCCAUCAGGAUCAUCUGUUCGGCUGUCUUUGGUUUUGAUGAGAAGAUGGCGGUGCGGUCCAGCCUGCGCUUUAAUCAGAACGGGUUAGUUAUCAGCAGCGUGGACAUUCAGUCUGUGGAGCCGGUGGACCAGCGCACCCGUGACGCCCUGCAGAAGAGCGUGCAACUAGCCAUCGAAAUCACCACCAAUUCACAGGAGGCUGCUGCUCGACACGAGGCAGAGCGUCUGGAGCAGGAGGCUCGGGGUCGUCUGGAGAGGCAGAAGAUCACAGACCAGGCAGAGGCAGAGAAAGCCAGGAAGGAGCUGCUUGAGCUGGAGGCUCAGAGUGCUGCAGUGGAGAGUACAGGAGCGGCGAAGGCUGAGGCACAAUCUAGAGCCGAGGCGGCUCGUAUACAGGGAGAGGCAGCGGUCGAAGAGGCCAAACUCAAAGCAGAGGCCCAGAAAAUCGAGGCCGACGCUGAGCUGGCCCGUCUGUGUAAGGCGCGUGAGCAGGAGCUGAAUUACAAGAAGGAGAUGGACCAACUGGAGGUACAGAAGCAGCAGAAACUGGCAGAUAUUGAGAGCCUGCGCUUCAAGCAGUUGAUGGAGAGCCUGGGCACAGAAACCCUGAAGGAAAUGGCCCGAGCCGGGCCCGAACUACAGGUGAAGCUCCUGCAGUCUUUGGGUCUGAAGUCUACUCUCAUUACAGAUGGCUCCUCUCCUAUUAAUCUCUUUACUACUGCCAAUGGCCUUCUGGGGGCUCUGCAGGGCAAAGGACAGGGUGAAUAAAUAAAAAAUAGUAUAGACAGAGGUUAAGAGGCCUUAUACCACUUGAUAUGCAUAAAUAAAAACUGUGAUGCUGUACUCUGUUAUUGUUUUCAUUCCUAAUAGCUAUUACGGUAAAGCCAUGUAAGUGUUGCAUUAGUAGCACCUUUGCUGUCUUAGUUGAACUAACGCUCAGUUCAUUGUAAUAGAUAUGUUUUGGCUUUACUAACACGUAUACAUUAGAUAGACUUUGAGUGUCAUGCUGAAAUGUGCCUUUGGUGCCUUAAAUAAUUCAUUUCAACCAAAAGAGCUUUCUAGAAUAUGUGUUUCUUUACUGUGCUUUGCUUUUUACAGCAAUAAAACAACAUUUAAUGUCCAAUAAUACCUCAAAUAUCAAAUAAAAUAUUUGCAUUGCU
Molecule: messenger RNA, 3188 nt
Organism: Onychostoma macrolepis
Lineage: Eukaryota; Metazoa; Chordata; Actinopteri; Cypriniformes; Cyprinidae
Gene: mvp
Product: major vault protein
Exons: 17
Coding region: 190-2796 (868 amino acids)
Cellular component (GO): cytoplasm; nucleus
Molecular function (GO): protein binding
Source: RefSeq, a predicted model, not a curated record